Molecule: messenger RNA, 2315 nt
Organism: Cuscuta campestris
Lineage: Eukaryota; Viridiplantae; Streptophyta; Magnoliopsida; Solanales; Convolvulaceae
Source: the annotation of a GenBank genome assembly
UUUUAAUGUGUAUUGUUUUCUAGAAUGGUAAAGCUGAAUCUUUUCUGCAUCUGGUGGGGAAAAAAUCAUUUCUAGAUUUGCAGUAGAGAUUUAUGGAUCUGGGUUCUGGGAAUGAAGAAUUUGGGGCUAAUUAAAAUUGUUUGACGAACAGGAUUGAAUGGAUCCAUGGCCGAAAAGAGUCAAGAUCACGGCGGUUCCGGCGGACUCGCCGGAGUCGGCACAGUUCCCCGAUGAAGUCCUCGAAAAGAUCCUAUCCUUCCUUGGGUCCCACAAGGACAGGAACGCCGCUUCGCUGGUCUGCAAGGAGUGGUACAGCGCGGAGCGCUGGUCCCGGACCAAGGUCUUCAUCGGGAACUGCUACUCUGUGUCGCCGGAGAUCGUUGCCCGGCGGUUUCCGAGGAUCAAGAGCUUGACUCUGAAGGGGAAGCCCAGAUUUUCCGACUUCAAUCUGGUGCCGCAGAACUGGGGCGCCGACAUCCACGCCUGGCUGGUUGUUUUCGCCAGAGCGUACCCUUUUCUGGAGGAGCUGCGGCUGAAGCGGAUGACGGUUUCCGACGAGAGCUUGGAGUUUCUAGCGACGUCGUUUCAUGGAUUUAAGGCGCUUUCUUUGCUCAGCUGUGAUGGGUUUAGCACUGAUGGGAUUAAAACUAUUGUCACACACUGCAAGAGGUUGACAGAGCUAGACAUUCAAGAGAAUGGGAUGGAAGAUCUUGGGGGGAGUUGGCUAAGCUGCUUCCCCGAAGAAUUUUCGUCCCUGGAAAUCCUCAACUUUGCCAGCCUGGCGAGUGAAGUGAGCUUCGAGGCGCUGGAGAGGCUGGUGGGUAGGUGCAAGUCGCUGAGGGUUCUCAAGGUGAACAAGAGCGUUAACCUCGAGCAGCUGCAUUGCCUUCUGGUGCGGGCCCCACAGCUGUCCGAGCUCGGCAUCGGCUCGUUCCACCAAGACCUCAACCCCCAGCAAUGUGCUGACCUCGAAACUGCCUUCGCCAGGUGCAAACGCUUGGAAACGCUCUCCGGCUUGUGGGACCUCGCCUCUGUCCACCUCCCUGUUCUUUAUCCCGCCUGUCCCCAUCUCACCUUCCUUAAUCUCAGUGAAGCCAUUGUUCAAAGCGCUGAGUUCGUUGAGCUUCUCCGGCAUUGCCAUAAUCUACGCCGCCUCUGGGUCCUUGAUACUGUUGAAGACAAUGGACUUGAGGCGGUCGGACAGAGCUGCCCAUUGCUGGAAGAACUACGGGUCUUCCCCGCGGCCCCCUUCGAUCUCGAGAUCGUUCACGGGGUGACAGAGAAAGGGUUUGUCGCGGUUUCCCGCGGUUGCCGAAAGCUACAUUACGUCCUCUACUUCUGCAUGCGAAUGACAAACGAGGCGGUCGCGGCCGUGGCCCGGAACUGCCCGGACUUCACCCACUUCCGCCUCUGCAUCAUGAAACCCGGGCAGCGUGACUACCUGACCGGGGAGCCGAUGGACGAGGCGUUCGGUGCGGUGGUGAAGUCGUGCAAGAGGCUCCAGAGGCUCGCCGUGUCGGGGCUGCUGACCGACCUCACGUUCGAGUACAUCGGGGCCCACGCCAAGAACCUCGAGACGCUGUCGGUGGCGUUCGCGGGGAGCAGCGACUGGGGCAUGCAGUGUGUCCUCAACGGCUGCCCGAAGCUGAGAAAGCUCGAGAUCCGGGACUGCCCCUUCGGCAAUGUGGCGCUCCUCUCGGGCCUCGAGAAGUACGAGUCGAUGAGGUCGCUGUGGAUGUCGGCGUGCAACGUGACAAUGAACGGGUGCCGGGUGCUCGCGAGGGAGAUGCCGAGGUUGAACGUCGAGGUGAUAAGGGAAGAGGACGGAGACGACGGCAUCCAGGCGGACAAGGUCUACGUGUACCGGUCGGUCGCCGGGAGACGGAGGGACGCCCCGUCUUUCGUUCUCACCCUUUGAGAAAGAUGUUGUCCUAUCCAAAGGGUCAUACCAUUGCCUUGUCCAUAGGGACAUAGAGGCUGGUUUUUGAAUUCCCUUAACCAACCCCAUGAGGAUUCUCCUUCAAGUCCUUGAACAAGACUGGUCUCUAAUUAUAAGGGGUGGGGGGUGGGGGUGGUCUCAGAUGAAGUGGUGGAAGGAAAGUGUUGAAAAUUGAAGGGGUUUUUGAUUCCCCUGAGAGAUUGUGAGAUGUUGGGAUUUGAUAAAGGUUUGGGGCUGUGGAAUAAUAGACCGUUGCAUUUAUAUGUAAAACUGUUUAAAUUUUAUAUACUCUUGUCAUUUAUACCCCAUGGUGAACUAUAUGAAUAAUCUGAAGUCUUAAUUACCACUUUGUUUUGACAAUAUCUGAGGUAUUAUC